Messenger RNA from Oncorhynchus mykiss (rainbow trout), 11751 nucleotides. Lineage: Eukaryota; Metazoa; Chordata; Actinopteri; Salmoniformes; Salmonidae. The record is from RefSeq and is a predicted model, not a curated record.
GCUCCUGUGUUCGGCCCCUUCUUAUCCAGAACACACUAUGGAGCCGCCAUGGCCACAGCUCUGAAAGCCUGGGCCGCGGAGUAGCCCUCUGCAUCCCUGAACGGCCCAACGACACUCCCAUGUCUGUGUGUUUUAGCGUUAGUGUGUGUGUUUGGAUUCGCUGUGGUUUCCAAGAGGAAGUUGUAGUAUUUUUUUUCUCCCGUUGUUUUUUCACUUGACACCGCAAGACCGAUGACUGAUAUAUUGUGCCCACCGGGAAGAAGACAUAGCAUAUCUAACGAUUACCGGACUUUCUGAUCUAUAUCACGGACAUCUCAAACGGUUCACGUAUUUUCCUGUAGCACGGCCAUGUCAAAUGAGUACCGUGUUCUCUGACGUAUAAGGGCCAUGUCUGCGGGUGGCCGUUGUUUUUAAAGUGACAUGUCUAACGGUCAUCGUACUCUGUCGCAGCACCUCAAUGACCUGAAGAAGGAGAACUUCAGCCUCAAGCUCCGCAUCUACUUCCUGGAGGAGAGGAUCCAGCAGAAGUUCGAGGACAGCAGCGACCAUGUCUACCGCACAAACAUCGAGUUGAAGGUAGAAGUGGAGAGCUUGAAGCAGGAGGUGCAGGAGAAACAAGACCUUCAUGAGAAGGCUCUGACGACAGCAGAGAGCCUGUCCAGUCACAAUGAGGCAGAGCUGCAGAGACGAUGUGAGGAGAGAAAGCAGGAGAUCGACCACAUGCAGGAGUUGCUGGAGACCAAGAUACAACUCCUGCAGGAGGAGGCCCAGCUAGCGCGAGGUGAGGUUGACAGGAUGGCCUCCCUGACUGGGUCGAGCCCCCAGCCCCUCUUGGAGGAUAUGGAGGACAGCCAAGAGGAGGAGAACCUCCAGACCCAGUCUCACCACCCCGCAUCACACACCUACAGAGACAGGGUGAUCGAGGAGCUGACCAGUGCUCUGCGCUGUAAGGAGGCUAUGAUCACUGAGCUGAGUGGACAGAAGAGUGUUCUGACACUGAGGGUGGGAGAGCUGGAGGGAGAGGUAGAGGACCUCUCCUCCUCCCUGCUGCAGAAAGAGAGCGAUGCGGAGUUCUACCAGGAAGAGCUGGGCAGGGAGAGGCUGCGCAUUGAGCAGGAGAUGCAGCUGUGUGCGUGUGGAAUGCUGGACAUCAGAAUGAAGGAGGCGUGUCGUAUCUGCGCGAGGGAGCUCUGCGGUAACCAACGGCGAUGGAUCUUCCACCCCGCCUCCAAACUCAACCUGCAGGUGCUCCUGUCCCACGCCCUGGGGCGAGAGCUGAUCCGCGACGGCCGCGGCGAGUUCGCCUGCUCCAAGUGUGCCUUCAUACUGGAGCGCAUGUAUAGGUUUGACACGGUGAUUGCCCGGGUGGAGGCCCUGUCCAUUGAACGGCUGCAGAGGCUGCUCCAGGAGAAACACAGGCUACGGGGCCUCAUCGGUGGCCUCUACCUGAAGACCAACAGGGAGGAUGGAGGCGGUUCUGCAGGGGCCGUUACUGGGCCUGGGGAUACGGGAGGAGGGGGAGGAGGGGGAGGAAGGGUACAGGGGGAUGGUAUGGUGGACAUGUCCGGUCUGACCCAUGCUAAGUACUGUGCUCUGCUCCAGGAGGACUUGGUGUACUCUCUGUAUGAGUCCUGGGCUGAGGAGGGGUUAGAGUUCGGGGGUCAUAAUCAUCAUCAUCAUAGGCAUCCCCCACAAUGCGCAGGGCCUGCGCCAGAGGUGACUGCUGUGGGGUCACAGCGCUGUGGGACUGUCACGCCUUCACCCAGGAAGUGCCGAGGGUGCACGGCGUGGCGAGUGGCGGACUCAGACUACGAGGCUGUGUGUAAAGUACCCAGGAAGUUGGCACGGAGUAUUUCCUGUGACCCAUCGACGAGGUAUUUGGUCAGCAUGAUUGGAGGAGGACGUGCAAGUGGAGGAGGAAGAGGAGGGGAGAAAGAUCCAGAGGGGACCCCCUCCUCGCUCACACUGAUCCCUGGGUCCAACCCUACGCCCCGGGCUUCGGACAGCGACCCUACCCUGGUGGGCCGAGCCAGCUCCAGCCCCUCUGUAGACUCCCUGGACAUAACCGGAGAAUCUACCCAGCUGUCUGCAAUCCAAGAUGGGCACGAGGGGCUAGAGUAUCCCCAGGACCCCCUGGAUGAUCGGUUCUCCGACUCCCUCUCCGAGGAGCACCACCUGGUGACUCCACUGAGGUCAGCCUCCCGCCUCUCACUGGCCCUCUGCCUGGUCCAGAACUGUGUGUACCGGCCAGUCCAGAGCCCCAAGGGAAGCAGACUGCCUGUACUCAACAGACAGAGCCCCAGCAGGCGAGGCUCCAGACUGAGCUUCCAUGAGCCGGCCUUGGGGUUGCUGUAUGGAGGUCUGAAUGGAGACGGGGAGAUUCAUGUCCAUGUGCCCGACCUGGAGGCCCCUCUGAUCAGGCUGGAUGGAGGGAUAGAUGGGGGUCUGGACCUGGCUGAGAUGGAGGAGCUGUGGGAGGAUCUGUAUCAUGAGUGUCCUCCCCCACGCCCCCACCAGACUCUGAUCGAGGAGCAGCAGAGCCAGUUGAACCAGUAUGAGUGUGCUGCAGGUCAGUGUGUCAGUGAGCUGCAUAAGGCCCAGCAGCAGGUCCAGUCCCUGCAGGCCAAGAGCCAGGAGAGCGAAGCCAACAACGCGAAGUUGCAGGAGAAGCUCAUUGAGAUGGAGUGUGAACUGCGUUCCAUCCGCCAGGGAGCUCAGAGCCAGGAGCGCACCAUCCAAUGCCUGACCGAUUCUGUCAGUACCAAGGAUAACGAGGCCGUGGAGCUGUACCAGCUAAUUGAGGGGCAGAACGCCACACUGUGUAAGCUGAGAGAGAUGGCCCACCGCAACCAGAUCACACACACUGAGGAUCCAGAGGGGGGCAGUGAGGGUGCGAGUUUAUCCCAGCUUCAGGGUGAGUUGGUGGGGUUACAGAGCUCUCUGUUCACCCUGGGUCUGGAGCUGGAAGCCAGUCAGAGAGCCCAGAGACAGAGCCAGAGACAGGCUGAGGACCUGAGCAGAGCUAAAGACAGACUCCACUCUGACCUAAAGGAGGCACUGCAGCACAGGGAGGUCACCGACAAACACAACCAGGACUUGCGCAGUGCCCUUGCUCAGUCUGGCUUUGAGCUGCGGACUAAAGAGGCUCAGCUGGAGGAGAGUAAGGCGGAGAGACGCACAGAAGUUCAGGAGAGAGACAAGAACAUCACCCAGCUCAAACACUCCCUUCAGGACAAGGAGAGGCAGCUACAGGAGUACUCUGAACUCCUGGAAUCAGCAGACAGCUCCAAACCCAGAGAUGCUCUGCUGGACAAACUGAGAGAACGCAUCAGAGACAGGGACAGAGCAUUGGAGCGGUCUAUAGAUGAGAAGUUCAGUGGUCUGGAAGAGAGGGAGGAGCAGGUGAGGAAACUACAGCUGGCCCUUCGAGAGAAGGAGCGAGACCUGGAGAGACUGCGCUGUAUACUGUCCAACAACGAGGAGACCAUCACGAGUCUGGAUGCGUUGGUGCGGGGUAAGGAGCUGGACGUGGAGCAGACAGCAGAAGCCCACAGGAACCUGCAGUGGCUCCAGCAGCAGAGUGAGGAGAGAGAGAAGUGCACUCUGAGAGAGAGAGACACGCUCAUCAGCCAGCUACAGACUGCCCUGCAGACACGCAGCCAGGAGACACAGGACCUCACGGCAGCCCUCCUGGCUAAGGUCCAGGCAGGCCCCAGUGGGGUGGUGGAGGAGCUGAAGGCUCGCCUCGCGCUGAAGGAGAAACUGUUUCAGGAACUGCUGUCAGACCGCAGCCGCCAGAGCCACGAACACCAAGCACAGGUCCAGGAUCUGCUCAGCACCAUCAGCACUAAGGACCUGUACAUACAGGACUGCUCUGAUAGGCUCUCUCAAGUGAUUGGCGAGCGGACGGGCCAGCUUCAGGAGCUGCGCAGGCAGCUGUCGUCACAGGAACGGGAGAUGGGUGAGCUCCGGAAGGAGAGAAUGGGAGAGGCAGAGCGACUGCAGAACCUGCUGAAGGAGAAAGAGGCUUUUAUCCAGAGUCUGAUGCAGAGCCAGGAGGAGAGCAUGGAGCUCUCCACACCAGAGGGGGCAGAAGAGGUACAGGCCAUUCGGGAGGAGCUGCAGCUGGUCAGGAAGAAGGAGAAGGGGGCUCAGCUGGAGAUUUCAGUCCUGCGUUCAGAUCUAGCUCAGGCCCAAGAGCAGGCCCAGAAGCAGGGGGAUAGGUUUAAGAUCCUGGCCCCAGGAGUAGUAGCCAGGGAGCCCUCCAACACUGACCACCAGAGUGUAUUGGAGCAGUUGGCCAGUGAGUACCACAGGCUGAACGAUGCUCUGAGGGCAGAGAAGAGGCUGUACCAGAGUCUGAGCCACAUCCAGGCCAGAGGAAACAGCAGCUCAGAGAAGACCCGAGCUCUGCACACCGAACUGGAUUCUGUUCAGGCACUCCGAGGGCAGCUGGAGGAGGUCCUAGCCAGGACCCGGAAGACCGCCCUGGCACUGGAGAGGGCAGCUAAGAGGCAGUCUGACUUUGGAGAGCUCAGCACGGAGGAAGAGGAGGAGGGAGACGAUGAACAGGGCAGCACUGAUGAGUUCUCAGACAGUAUCGAAGACAAUGAGGAUAAACUGACUGCCAAAAGCCUGGCCUCCACUAAGAACUCUGGAAUGGCCUGUGGGCAGGGGGUGCUGUCUGGAGGACCUGUGAGUGGAGCACUGUCCCAGGGGGGCAUGGGGCAGGUGAAGCACCUGGCUGAACAGAAGAGGGCAAUAGAAGAAGAACUGGAGGAGAUGAGAACACAGCUGGAGACCACCGGCUACUCCUCCCUAGCCCAGAUGAGGAGUACACUGCUGAGGCUGCAACAAGAGAACGAGGCCCUAAAAGAUAACCAAGGGGAGGUAGAAGGUCUAGGAGAGCGGGAAGAUCCAACAGACACGUGCCAAGAGAACGAGGCCCUGAAAGAGAACCAAGGGGAGGUAGAAGGUCUAGGAGAGCUGGAAGAUCCAACAGACACGUGCCAAGGAUGGGAACAGAAAGAGGAAGAGGAGAUGGAGGAGGAGGAAGAGGUACUACCAGCAGUGGGACCCACCCAGAGCAAGCGUGGGCCCCCAGCAGUAAGGAUGAGAGAGGGAAGGGGGAAGAGACAGUGUACCAGACCUCACUCCUUAGACCUGGGUACUCUCCUGUCCCACCGUCAGCCAGACCACACAGAGAAGGUAAAGGAGGCGGGGUCUGAGGAUGUCACUGGUGAUGUGGGCGGGUUCUGGCAGCAUGUGGAGACGGGUCUCCGUGAGCAUGUGGUUCGUCUGCGUUCUGAUUUGGCGCUGAGCAGACAGGAGAGCAGAGAGCUGCAGGAGAGACUCAUGGUGUCUGAGGCCACGGUCCACGCGCAGGCUGAACAACUCAAGGACUACAGGGAACUACUGACGGAGACGUCAGUAGAGCAGGACAGCAAGCAGGUCCAGGUGGACCUACAGGACCUGGGCUAUGAGACGUGUGGCCGUAGUGAGAACGAGGCAGAGAGAGAGGACGCCAGCAGCCCGGAGCUUGAUGAUCUGGAGAUGUGUACCUCACUGAGCCACCAGCAGGACUAUGAGCCUGCCGGGGUUUGGUUCCAUGGUGAUGGGGGGGUGGGCGGGGCUUAUGAUGAGGGGGCGGAGUCAGUGACAGGCUCUCUACAGCAAUUGGUCCAGGACCUGCGUUCUAAGCUGGCCCGCUGUCACAAGGUGAUUCGUGGGUUGCAGCUACGUGUGCGUUCACUAUCCACCACCAGCGACUACGCAUCCAGUCUGGAACACCCCCCGCGCAAGGUGAACUGGGCGUUCAAGGCCACCCCAGCCCCGAGCGGUGUGGAGGAGGAUGAGGGCUGGAUGUCCGACAGCCUGGGGCCUCGCAUGGAACCCAAGCCCAGCCGGGAGCUGCGAGAGCUGAUGUCCCGAGUGGCCUCACUGGAGGCGCAACUCAAGAGCUCCAGGCUGGAGGGGAAAGGAAGGGCGGUGGAGGAGGGGAAGUGUGCUACCUGGCCCGGGAAGUACAACACUCUGAUCCAGGCACAGGCCAGGGAGUUGUCCCACCUGCGUCAGAAGAUGAGGGAGGGCCGCGGAGUGUGUCACAUCCUCACACAGCACCUGGGAGACACCACCAAGGCGUUUGAGGAGCUGCUGCGUGCCAACGACAUCGACUACUACAUGGGGCAGAGCUUCAGAGAGCAGUUGGCACAGAGCACUGCCCUGGCACAACGUGUGGGCACCAAGAUCAGUGGGCGUGACCGUGCUGAGCUCCAUGAUGAUAAGAUGGGCCAUGAGCUGCUUGCUUUACGGCUGAGUAAGGAGCUCCAGCAGAAAGAUAAGAUCAUCGAGUCCCUCCACACCAAGCUACAGCAGCGUUCCGACACCCCCUGCAGCAGCCACGCCCACUCAGAGACCACCGACCAAUCAGACAGGACCUCCUUUGUGUCAGACGAGUGCCGGACCAAUGAGGACCUGGAGCUAUGUUCAGAUGUGGACGAAGCCAGCGAAUACGCUCAGGGAGAGCAGGAACAGGUGGCGAGACAUGGCCCAGGAAACACAGACCUCCACCACUUCCUCCCUCCACCCUGUCUUAAGUCCUCCAGCAGCUGUCCUAACAUGCUGUACUCCACCCCUGAGUUGGCCAGUCAGACUGGUCCUGUGUCCUGCUCCCUACCUGCCUCCCAGUCCCUCCCCGGCCUGAAUCCUAACCAUGACCCCUGGGGUCAGCAUAUGACCUUUAACCCCCAGUCCAGGACCUUGUCUAUGGAAGCGAGGCAACAGGAGCUGGAUACCCUGCACAGACAGAUGGCUAUGAAUGAGAGCUUUGUGGUUCCGCACGCCAACGCUCUGUCCAACCUCGCACCAGCCGCCCACCACCAGCCAGACCACUCCCCUUACGUCCAGAUUACCCAUCAUGCCUUUUACCCACACCAGCUAGGCAGCCGACCCCCAGGCCAAGCCCUGAAGGCCAACACAGACCUGGUGGAGAAUGGUGCAUUGUGGGAUAUGGAGAACAUGGUUCAACCAGCCAGGGUUGGGUCAUCAGGAAACAAUUCAAGAAACAGCUUCACUGGUGUGGACCUGAUCGAAGAGCACCUGAGAGAGGUGCGGUGUCUGCGUCAGCGUCUGGAGGAGACCAUCAGGACCAACGAGAGGCUCAGACAGCAGCUGGAGGAACGCCUGGCCACCACCGGCCGCGACGGAGGAGCCCCCACUAACAUCUACAUCCAGGGGCUGGACUCUGUCAGCCAGCUGUCCAAUGAGAUCAGAGUCCUGAAAGAGGAGAACCUGGCUCUCCAGGCACACCUGCAGGCCAGCUCAGAUACGUGUGAGGAGGCGGAGCAGCUGCGUGAGGUGGUGGUGACGGGGCGUGCCCGCCUGAAGCAGGCGGAGCUAGAGGCGGAGCAGUGGAAGGAGGAGCUCCGACGGCUGCAGACACACAGCCAGGAGCAGGGACAGCAGAUUCACACACUCAGACAGGAGAGGCAGAACAGCCAUGACACGAACAAUAGGCUCCAGCAGCAGUUGUGUGAGAGCAGGGAGCUGCUCCACUCUCUGCAGAGUGAGCUGCAGGUGUACCACAGAGUGUGUGUCAACGCCAAGGGCAACCCAGGGUACCUGUGUGAGGGCCAGUACGGUGGGGUCCCUGCCCUGCCCGUGGAGCUGGGGGAGCUGCUGGGGGAGGUGAGGAGCCUCAGAGCCCAGCUCCAGUCUAGUGUCCAGGAGAACAGUGUCCUGAAACAGCUGGAGCUCCACAAACACCUGGAGCAGAAGCUGGGAGGUGGGGUCCACGGAGGGGUGGGGGUCAUUGGGGGGAUGGAGCCCCCUCGUACCCCGUCUCUCAGUGCCCUUACAGCCAGCCCCCAGAGGGACAGCCUCUACAGACGGCAGCUACUGCAUGACCCAGCUCCGUCUCCCCCGGUCAGAGACAUUGGGCUGUUUAACUGUGGAUCUCCAUACCACGUUCUCUACACAGACCUGGAGGAGACCCCCCUCACUGCCAAUGAUCUGGACCCCCACUCAGAGCUGGAGGGUGACGCCCCAGACGGCUCGUUCUCUAACCGGAACGGGCGCCAUGCCAUCGGGCACGUGGAUGACUACAGCGCUCUGCAGCAGCAGGUCCUGGAGGGGAGGAGUCUGGUCCAGCGAAUGGAAACAGCCCUGCAGGCCUGCCUCAGCCAAUCAAUGCUGGAGGGCAGCCACGACCAGGUCCUCCUGGACUAUGGGCGCGUGAGGAGUCUGCUGUCUAAUACCAAGACCCUGAGACAGAUCCUAGAGGAGGUUGUGUCCCUGAUCAAGAUGUUUUGGAGGGCUGCCCUGCCCAGCACAGACCGUUACACCCAUAACCUUAAGAAGGAGCAGUGUAUGCAAGAGGAGAUUCUGUCUCUGAGGGGGCGUAUCUCGGAGCAGGGGGAGGUGCUUCAGGGAACCAUCCAGAGACUGAGGAGCACCAGCCGCACCAAGGAAGGCAUGGAGCACUUCAUCGUCAACCAGCUAUCAAGGACUCGUGAUGUGCUGAAAAAAGCCAGGACUAACUUGGAGAAGAACGAUCGGAGGAUCUCCUCUCUAAGCUCCUCCUCUUCCACUCCUUAUGCUGCUGAAGACCGAAGUCACGCCAAUGAACGGCCUACUGAUUGGAGUUUCUUGAAGCCUGGUGACGCCCCGGCAAUGUCCAAUCGGCGUCCGGGAACCAGGAAGCGUGGCAGCCAGUGCCUGCUCCAGGUGCUGACCUGUUAAAGAACCAGCCAGCUCAACACCACGACCUCUGACCCCACAACCCCUCCUCUGCCUCACCCAUCACCCCAUCCACCUCUCAGCCUAGUCUAUAGCAUCGAACGUCAACCCUCAGAGCACUCCAUCCAUUCUUUCUUUCUCCACCAUUUCUCUCCUGCCGGCAAUUCUUGCCCAAGACUCCUGCACCUCGAGCCUUACCUGAAUUCGUCCUCCUUUAGUUUUCAUUCCUCUACCCUCGUUCGACGGUUCUUCAUUCAUCCCUUUAUUUUCUCCCACCUCCACCCACCCCUGUUCUUCUGUUGGUGUCUUCUAGCUCCAGAGACUGUUGGUUCAGUCUGAUGUUUGCCUUGUGAGUGUGAAGAAGGUGGUUUGAAAUGUGCCUCUGAUGGUAACAGUAAUGUGUGUCCUUGACUGCUGUAGAAGAAGUAGGAUUAAGCUGCCCCUAGACACUGAUCUAAGGUCAGAUUAGCUUUUUCCCUAAUGGUUAAGGUAAUGAUGGGGGUAAGCUGGUCCUAGACACUGAUCUAAGGUCAGAUAUGCUUUUUCCCUAAUGGUUAAGGUAAUGCUGGUCCUAGAUCUGUGGCUGAGGGAAGCUUCUACCCAGAGCAUAGAUAGUGUGCUUCUCUGCCUGGUAGCUUUUGGAUGGGAUAAGUGUCAAUGCAUGUGAACUCAAAGCUUGAGAAAGGAAAUGUAUACAAACGUAUACACACAAAGUACAGUACACACACAUACAUUCACAUACAUACAUGAUCAAUCAAUUUCUUUUCAAACAAAUCUUCAACUUCAAUUGCCACUGAAAUGCAAGCUUUCUUCUUGUGGCAUUUCAUCAAUGAGGACUUUCUUUGCAAAUACAAUGCAAAAAAUACAAUGACAUCCACAAUCUAGCAUAUCUGCUGGAAUCACAGUGGAGGAAUGUAUAGGUGUGGCACUUCUAGGUAAUUGUGUGCUAUAUUUAUCGGUGGAGGAUGAUACCUCUGAAUGGUCUGUCUGCCAUUAGCCAAGGCUUCUGGAUAGCAGAACAAAGGCCCCGUUCCAUUUCAAUCACUAACCCCUUCCCCAUCGGUGUUCACAGAUCUGAAUGGGCCAGAUAGGUGACAGCAAUAUGGUUAUGGCUCCACCUAGCCCUCCGAUGAUCUAACACAGAAUGGGUAAUGGCUAAAGAAGGCGCUAGGGGCUGAAAUGGACCGAGGCCGAACACGCGUAUUCAAGCUCCUCUUUAGGAGUCCUCAGACGAGCAUGUGCAAUAAUGAAUGUUGUUAUUUAAAUGAUCAUGGCACGCCAGCUAUUUUUCCUUUUUGCCUGACACUGGAACUUAAGCAUUUAGCCACUCUUGAUAAGGUGAAAAAGAUUGUCAGUACAAUAUUAUACUACUUACUAUCCUGAAUACUACUGAGUGAAAUGAAAUGUAGUUUUGGUGCAGUGUCGAUGCAUCAGAGAUGUUUUAAAAAGGAACAGUCUCAACCUUUGUUCGUGGAACAGAGGAUCACCAUUACUUGCCAAAGUUUGAACUUUGAACUCUUUGCAUACUUGUUUGCCUUACCUAUGCAAAUGACAGCCUACUAUAAGCAUGAUGUGACUCUAUAGGAAGACAUCAGCCUAGUAUAUGAGACCAUCUAUGACAUUAUGAUGGAGAUAUCAUUUGAUUGGCUGCUCUUUGAGAGCCAUUUGAAGCAGAGACGGUAACCGUCAGAUGAUUGGUUCACUUUAGUUGGACAUGUGCUUUAUAAACGAGCACAUCUUGUCAUUAAUGGACCAAACCUUUCAAAAAGAGAAUCUUUCACACUAGGCUACUACUGCUUUGUGAAUGACAAAAAACUAAAUUGGGCUGCUGUGAGAGAUGUACCACAACACCAGAGAAUAUCAUUCUGGAUUGUUGCAUUUCCAUUGGACUUCUUCGAGGUAUUUGUCUUGGUUUAGACCGCCAUUGCAUUCCCAUGGUGUUAUUGGCAACAUGUUCCUUAUUCUCCUACCUGUUCCAAACUUUGGCAGGGUACUGGUGGGACCAAUGUUCUAGAUUUCACAAUCGGUGAAGCUGUCACCCCCAAAGGUGUUUCUUCCUAUGCUGCUUUUGAUUGUUUUAAGUGUUCUUGCUGUACAUUUUUUUUUCACUGUAUUCUGUUGACCUUUUUGUGUGUGGAUAAUCAUGUCAGACUGUUGCUCUAUACGCAAGCAUUGAAUAUCUGGGUAGCUGUGCAAUAGCUGUGCACGAUCUGCUUUAUUUUGAUGUUAACAAUCAUUUUUAUUAAGAAUAGUUAUGCGUCCUUGAGUGUUUUAUUUUCUGCUCUGUAUGGUUUAUUAGAUUUUGAUAAUGCCAGAUUGUAAUAAAAUAGUCACACAGCUAUGAAAUCAUAAAUGUAUGCCUUUUCGUAGGAUGUGACGGAAACCAAACAGUGGUAUUACUUACACGCCCACCUAAUAUUAAGCUUUGGAUAGAUAAUGUUGCUUUGCUUGCCUUUAAAAUUUGCUCCUAACACUUACUUGGAGUUACUAGCGUUUGGUGUCUAUCCUAGAUAUAUAUCCCAGUAGAUCUGCCAACAAGGUCUUGUUUGCACUCAACUCAAUUGAAAGUCCCUAGAGGUAAAUUGCCAAGCACUCUAAGAUAAAACCCCAUGCUGUGUGUUUCAUUUGACAAAUUAGGAUUUGAUGAGAAGAUUGAGAACGAUUAAGGAAAAUGAAUAUUUUUCUACCAAAGCAGAAACACAAACCAUAGAUGUAUAGGAUUGUGUCAGAGUAGAACAGCACAUUACCAGAGCACGUGAACAACGCGUUGUGUAGAAAGGAAUCAAACAGCAGUGUUUAGCUGUGUCUAGUAGUACUUAUGUAAAUAAUGCUAUGUGAUUGAAAUCAAAGAGCAGCUUGGGUUGUCAGGUUGUGUGUGUGUGAUGAAGCUAACUAGGAUGCCGACAGAGCUGGACCAUGGGCUCUGUCUCUGAAGAUGGUCACUGUGUGUGUGUGUGUUGUCACAGUGUUAUCACAGAGGACUUUUUGUGUUAAAAAAAUAAAAAGUUUUAAAUA